Daldinia childiae is the source of this 768-nucleotide messenger RNA. RefSeq lists its product as uncharacterized. The record is from RefSeq and is a predicted model, not a curated record. Bases 1 to 768 code for a protein of 255 amino acids. NCBI's taxonomy places the organism in Eukaryota, Fungi, Ascomycota, Sordariomycetes, Xylariales, Hypoxylaceae. The transcript has a single exon.
AUGUCUUCGGCACCCUUUCUAUUCCUCUCCCCGGCACUACCUUCUGAACUUCUAACUUAUAUCUUAACUCAUCACGUCCAUCCAACUACUCUGGUUAUAUGUUCUUCCCGCUUAGAAUUCCUUGCGUCUCUUUCGGACGAUGUGCUUCAAGGGACAGCUCAUCCGGACGAGGUAGCUUCUGAUAAACAUCCAGUAGAAACUUCAGCAUCUGCUGCUGCGCCAAAGAUCCAAGAUGUCAAACAAGAACAGGCCAGGCAACAACACCGGCUUCUCUCCUCUCCGCUAUACCAAAUAGCCACAUCGCGGUACAUCCGUGUCGUCUACAUCCCCACAGUUACGCAUCUCCGCGCAUACUUGUCUGUCUUCUCACCAGAUGACUCUGAAGUCCCAAUUCCGCCCCCCGGCUUCAACUCUUUAGGGAAAUGCACACCGUGUAUAAUACUAUACGGAUUCCUACAAGUGCAUCGCGAUACGAGUGAGUGGAGCGCCCAAGGUCUCGGCAACUCUGCAUCCACGCUAGUAGAGCUAGGUCACCGGUUAUCGUGGCAGACGAUCGUUAUCGAGCCCCGGAAGCAUAGCUCUGCAUCUCUAUUUGAGGAAUCACUAAGAGAAAAUGUUCCCUUUUUAAGUGGCGGUGGGCGGAAACUAGGUCCCGACGCGGAGGCUGGCGGUUGGACUGGUCGGACUGUAGAAGUCGGAAGAGUCAUGAAGAGAUGGUUUGAUUUCCAACUUGGGGAAUGGGAUAUAAACUUGAAUGAAGACAAGUAG